AUGUGUGUGUGUGUGUGUUGGCUGGCGGCGGCGGCGGCGGCGCUGCUUCUCGGGGCGCCGGCGGCUGCUGGAGUCAGCUCUGGCACCGCCAGCACCGGUGCAGCGGCGGCAGCAGCGUCCCUUUUAGAAGACGAUGACGCCGGUGAAGAUGGCGGAGAGUACGACGAUGUGCACGGCAGCGGUGCUGGCGGUGCCGGCGGCGGCCUAGCUGUCGUUGGUCCUGCUGAGGCGAUACCCCUCCUUGACCAGGUCGCCCCGCAACCCCCUAACCUAACUCCGAGUGAUGAUGGACGGGCAGUUGGUGUGGCUGCCACACUGCUGUCUUGA
This is a messenger RNA of Volvox carteri f. nagariensis, 327 nucleotides long. RefSeq lists its product as uncharacterized. The record is from RefSeq and is a predicted model, not a curated record. Bases 1 to 327 code for a protein of 108 amino acids. NCBI's taxonomy places the organism in Eukaryota, Viridiplantae, Chlorophyta, Chlorophyceae, Chlamydomonadales, Volvocaceae. The transcript is spliced from 2 exons.